Molecule: messenger RNA, 2966 nt
Organism: Sciurus carolinensis (gray squirrel)
Lineage: Eukaryota; Metazoa; Chordata; Mammalia; Rodentia; Sciuridae
Gene: Srsf2
Product: serine and arginine rich splicing factor 2
Exons: 3
Coding region: 604-1269 (221 amino acids)
Molecular function (GO): RNA binding
Source: RefSeq, a predicted model, not a curated record
AGCGGUGCGGGCAGGACUACCGCUUUUACACAGGCGGUGCUGAGGGCGCGCCAGAGAGCUACGUGGAGCUCCAAUACUGGCAUGAGAAUCAGGCGGGGCCCAGACAGGGACCGCCUCCCCUUUCUCCGGCCCGAGCGUUCAGGGCCUCUCUCGCCGGCGGAGAACAUUUCGCGGGCUUUCCAACCGCCCCCAAGUUCCACUCCCCCUCCCGCCCGCGGUGACUGCGCGCUUUUCGGCCCGCCCGCCAAGCUCUGCGCAGGCGCGCCGGGCAGGGGUGGGGCGCGCGACGGCGACGUUACGGGGCGGGGCGAGGCGAACCAAUCAGAGGAUUCAUUUCCGGGUGGCGCGGGCGCCAUUUUGUGAGGAGGGAUAUAAACGGGCGCUGGGGCCGGCUGCCUGCCCAGUUGCUGCUUAGGUGCGCCUAACUGCGGACCUGGCACGGUGGUCUGUCCCGCUUCCCGGCCUCUCCACGCGGAAAGCAGCUGCUAGGGCGCGGCGUCGUCCCCGGACUUGAGAAGACCGCCGCCUGCUCCCAGCGCGCGGGCCCGCCCAGGCCGUUAAGUCUCGGCGCCAGUUCGCGGGGCCCCGGGCCGCCUCGGAGCCAUGAGCUACGGCCGCCCGCCUCCCGAUGUGGAGGGCAUGACCUCCCUCAAGGUGGAUAACCUGACCUACCGCACCUCGCCGGACACGCUGAGGCGCGUCUUCGAGAAGUACGGGCGCGUGGGCGACGUGUACAUCCCGCGGGAUCGCUACACCAAGGAGUCCCGCGGCUUCGCCUUCGUGCGCUUCCACGACAAGCGCGACGCCGAGGACGCCAUGGACGCCAUGGACGGCGCCGUGCUGGACGGGCGUGAGCUGCGAGUGCAGAUGGCGCGCUACGGCCGCCCGCCCGACUCGCAUCACAGCCGCCGCGGCCCGCCGCCCCGCAGGUACGGGGGCGGCGGCUACGGCCGGCGGAGCCGCAGCCCUCGCCGCCGCCGCCGAUCACGCUCCCGGAGUCGCAGCCGUUCCCGCUCCCGCAGCCGCUCGCGCUACAGCCGCUCCAAGUCGCGCUCCCGCACGCGCUCCCGCUCGCGCUCCACCUCCAAGUCCCGCUCGGCGCGGAGGUCCAAGUCCAAGUCGUCGUCGGUGUCCCGCUCCCGCUCCCGCUCGCGAUCGCGCUCCCGCUCCCGGAGCCCGCCGCCCGUGUCCAAGAGGGAGUCCAAGUCCCGCUCGCGGUCCAAGAGCCCGCCCAAGUCUCCGGAGGAGGAGGGCGCCGUGUCCUCGUGAGCGCAUGAUGUAUCCGCAAGCAGCAUAACAGAGGACUUGGGGGAAAAGGACUACAUACUCGGUCCAUCGGUCCAUCGAAGAGUCCUUGGAACAAGCAACUGGCUGUUGAAAAGGUUAUUUUGUAACAUUUGUCUAACUUUUUACUUGUUUUAAACUUUGCCUCAGGUGGCAAACUUCAUUUUAUGUGCCAUUUUGUUGCUGUUAUUCAAAUUUCUUGUAAUUUAGUGAGGUGAACGACUUCAGAUUUCAUUAUUGGAUUGGAUAUUUGAGGUAAAAUUUCAUUUUGUUUAUAUAGUGCUGACUUUUUUUGUUUGAAAUUAAACAGAUUGGUAACCUAAUUUGUGGCCUCCUGACUUUUAAGGAAACGUGUGCAGCCAUUACACACAGCCUAAAGCUGUCAAGAGAUUGACUCAACAUUGCCUUCAUUCCUUAAAAUUAAAAACCUACAAAAGUUGGUGUAAAUUUGUUUAUAUGUUAUUUACCUUCAGACCUAAAUGGUAAUCUGAACCCAAAUUUGUAUAAAGACUUCAGGUGAAAAGACUUGAUUUUUUUUUUUUUUUAAAGGAUUGUUUACCAAACACAAUUCUAAUCUCUUCUCUUAUGUAUUUUUGUGCACUAGGCGCAGUUGUGUAGCAGUUGAGUAAUGCUGGUUAGCUGUUAAGGUGGCGUGUUGCAGUGCAGAGUGCUUGGCUGUUUCCUGUUUUCUCCUGAUUGCUCCUGUGUAAAGAUGCCUUGUCGUGCAGAAACAAAUGGCUGUCCAGUUUAUUAAAAUGCCUGACAACUGCACUUCCAGUCACCCGGGCCUUGCAUAUAAAUAACGGAGCAUACAGUGAGCACAUCUAGCUGAUGAUAAAUACACCUUUAUUCCCCUGCCCCUCUCCCCAAAAUGGUAAAUCUGAUCAUCCUCAUGUAUGAACUUAAAAUAUGGAAAAUGUUAAGGAAGCAAAUGGUUUGUAACUUUGUAAGUACUUAAAACAUGGUGUAUCUUUUUGCUUAUGAAUAUUCUGUACUAUAACCAUUGUUUCUGUAGUUUAAUUAAAAUGUUUUCUUGGUGUUAGCUUUUCUCAGAAUAUGUCUUGGUCUUUUUUCACCCAUUUAUCUGAAAGACCUAUGCAAUUAUGUCAUUGGCUGUAUAGUAUUAAAGUGGAAUGUUUAGCACCUGCCUUUCCCACACACAAAGAUGUUGGAAAUGUCAGUUGAACACCUAAAACCAGUGUUUAAGGUAGCUCUUUGAGAUUGAGUACCCCAUUCCCUUCCUAAUUUAUGCCAUGUUAAUGAAUAAGAACCAGACCUUCAUCUUGCAUAGGUGUUUUUUAAUUCUUUUCAUGAUUAUGUUGCCUGUAAGUUGUCUAGGUGACACAUCACAAUCUUAAAGGCCAACAGAUUUGACCAUCUUCAAGCCCACUGCAUUUUUCUCAAGACGCUGAAUGAAGUAGCCUGAUGCUAGUUGCCAGGUUGCUAAUCAAAUUGACAUGGUCCCAGAACAACUUGUAGGCUUAACUCAGAGACUGUCCUUUGCAAAGGAGAUGACCAGCAUUUCAACAGUAUGUCUUCCUGGAAGUGCAGAUUCUGCUAUACCAUCUUUGUCUGCAUCAAAAGACUCCAGAGGAAUAUGGACACAUUUCAUAUCCCACUUGUAGAGCAAAGCUUCAAGUGACCAGUCAGCACUAGAAGAAAUAAAUUGUUUUUAAAGUUUA